CUAGAAUAAGCGCUUACUUAAUAUCGAAGUAUAAAGUGCUUAGUACAUGCUUCUCACUUUAAGGGCUUUUUAUUUAUUUUAAGCGUAUUUUGACACCUCCAAGCCGCCUAAGCCGAGCUGAUUUAGCUGCGCUAAGUAUCCCUGCUAGACGCGCUCUUUGAUGGAAAUUCUCUCUAGACUCGAGGCUUAUGCUGCCAUUUGAACACUUAUCCCUUUUUUAUAAAGGCAUGUAUUCUAACAGUAGCGAAAUGCGGUUGUCGUUUCUUCGAAUAAUGUCCUCACACCUGCGUACCAUUGCUCCCAAGAGAGACGGAGGACCGCCUAGAGGAGCUCCGAGGGAGCUCCCUCUACCUAGAAAAAAUGUCCGUAUGGCGUGCAGACAGUGCCGUACAGCAAGGAGAAAAUGCGACGAACUUAGACCAUCCUGUUCGUCCUGUGUUCGCCUUAGUAAGGUCUGCGAAUUCGACGGAGUUGACAAAAGAAAGAAAGAUAGUUGGAAAUAUGCUAUCAACGCAUUGGAACAAGAAAACAAAAAUCUCGAGGAAACUAUUCAGCAAUUAAAGUCUAACUCAGCUUCCGAGUCUGCUGGUGUUGGGCAAAUGCAGAGCGAACGACUUGCAGGGGACCCUGCAUGUGUAGGGCGUGGCGCUGGGCGCUUUUCUCCUUCGCUCUAUCCUGUCCGAAUCCCAACAUCUGUAAGAUAUUGUGAAGCCGUUAUUUCUUUGCUUUGUCGCGACCGUGGAGGUGCUUAUGAAGGUUAUUGGAUUGUGCUGCUGACAUACAUGAUGGAAUAUGUUGAUGGGACGAGCAUCCUCAAUGAAGAAGCGCUUGCGCAGCCUUAUCGGCGCUUCUACCAUGCAAUGAAACGUGGCGAUCUGAAAAUGUAUCUCAUAUUGGACGAAGUUCGCCGUGACUUGAAGGGGUUGAUGUAUGAUCCUGCUGCAGGGAAAUAGAUCUACAAUGAACUUGG
This is a messenger RNA of Monascus purpureus, 970 nucleotides long. The record is from the annotation of a GenBank genome assembly. NCBI's taxonomy places the organism in Eukaryota, Fungi, Ascomycota, Eurotiomycetes, Eurotiales, Aspergillaceae.